Molecule: messenger RNA, 2751 nt
Organism: Oxyura jamaicensis (ruddy duck)
Lineage: Eukaryota; Metazoa; Chordata; Aves; Anseriformes; Anatidae
Gene: TENT2
Product: terminal nucleotidyltransferase 2
Exons: 16
Coding region: 189-1688 (499 amino acids)
Cellular component (GO): cytosol
Molecular function (GO): poly(A) RNA polymerase activity
Source: RefSeq, a predicted model, not a curated record
UGCCCGCCCGAGGAAGGGUGUCGGACCUGUAAUGCUCGUGAGCCUGUUUCUGGAGAGCCCUGCGACUUCCUUCGAGGUUCUGUGCUGAUGCUGCCUGCAGCGAUAGUAGGAGCUGUCCAAGGAGGCCAGAACACGACAGCAAUUCACAGUGGUAAAACGAUACAUGUUCACCUGAAGUGAAAAGGAGCAUGUUCGCAAAUUCCUCCAACUUGGGUUGUCCACCCUUCCAUCCAAAACAUCAACAACAGAAUAUUGUUUUCAACAAGCUUCCUAUAAAUAUACCACCUACUCUUCUCUCUAACCAGCAAAUUAUUGAUGCUCAGAUCAACUUUCAGAAUGCUGCUCUUUCCAGGGCUCUGUUGGGUUGGAACCUUGCAACUGCUGUUACACCACAGACAUUGACUUAUGGAAAUGGCAGUCCAGUACAUACAUCUUCUGCUCCUGUGUCAUUCCGAGGAAGAAAGAGACAAAGUGAGCAAAGUGUUCGAUAUAAUGUCAAACGACAGCGGUUUGAUUCACCUCAUCGUGAAACAACUGUAGUUAACCAAGCAGUGCCUUUACCAGAAGAACAUACGUACUCCUUUCCAAGCUCAACUUCAUCUCCACUUAACACACGUUACGUACCAGAUUUAAGUGUAUGUGUCCCUCCCUUGCAAGAUUCUUCGUUUCUAUAUGUUACAGAAACCACACUUCCUGAGGCCAAAGAUAAGUUAAGUCAGCAGGUAUUGGAGUUGUUUCAAGUAUGUCAGCAACAGACCUGUGAUUUGAACAAAAAAGAGCUCUGCAGAAUAGAACUCCAGAGGGAAAUUCAGCGAAUUUUUCCACAGAGUAGACUCUUUCUGGUUGGGUCGUCACUGAAUGGAUUUGGCACUCGUAGCAGCGAUGGUGACUUAUGCUUGGUGGUUAAAGAUGAACCAGUAAAUCAGAAGACAGAAGCGAGGCAUGUGCUCAGCUUAGUCCUAAAACUCUUCAGUACUAAACUUUCAUGCUACAUUGAACGACCUCAGCUUAUUCGAGCAAAAGUGCCAAUAGUGAAGUUCAGGGAUAAAGUCAGCUGCGUGGAGUUUGACUUGAAUGUAAACAAUUUUGUAGGAAUAAGAAAUACAUUCCUUCUGAGAACCUAUGCAUACAUUGAGAAAAGAGUUCGUCCAUUAGUACUGGUUGUUAAGAAGUGGGCGAGUUUUCAUGACAUAAAUGAUGCCAGUCGUGGUACUUUAAACAGCUACAGUCUUGUGUUGAUGGUUUUGCACUAUUUACAGACCCUACCUGAACCCAUCCUUCCAUCUCUCCAAAAAAAUUACCCAGAAUCUUUUGAUCCUACUAUGCAGCUGCAUCUCAUUCAUCAAGUUCCGUGUACCAUUCCUCCUUACCUCUCAAAUAAUGAAUCAAGCCUUGGAGAUCUGCUAAUAGGCUUCUUCAAAUAUUAUGCCACAGAAUUUGACUGGAACCAUCAAAUGAUUUCAGUUCGUGAGGCCAAAGCUAUUCCAAGACCUGAUGGUAUUGCAUGGAGAAACAAAUUUAUAUGUAUUGAAGAGCCCUUUGAUGGGACAAACACUGCUAGAGCUGUACAUGAAAAACAGAAGUUUGAUUAUAUCAAAGAUGAAUUUUUCAAGUCUUGGCAGAUACUGCAAAACAAGAAAAACCUAAACUGUAUACUACCCUUAAGAGCAGCUAUACAGAAAAAAUAACCAACUUCUUUCAUUUUCUCCAUUUUGGAUCCUGCUGAAAUACAGAACAGUAUCAAAAUCAAAAUGCAGUUACACACAUGGAUUUUUUUAUGAUGUGCUUUUCUUGGUAAACUUUUGUUAAGGAAAUCUUUAUAAGACAGAAUACAUAUUUUAUUAUUGACACUUGUUAAUACUGCUGUUUAUUAAAAUGUGUUUUCUGAAAACACUUGUAUUGUUGACUUCUAGAAGAAACUUGUGACUCAAACAGCAGACUACAGGAAUAAAUGUAUUCUAAGGAGAUAUGGGGAAUGUACUGACUUGUUUCCAUAAUCUGUGUAAUCAUCAACUGAGACACAUUUAACAAUGAAAUAAAGGAAUUCAGAGCUAAUGAUGUAUGAGUCUGUAUCCUUAAGUCAUUGCACAUGUUACACUCUUGAUGAACAGACAGUCUGCUUUAUGUGUGCUUAAUGCAGUAUGCACUUUUGCUCAGCUCGGCACUUUCUGGUUUUAUUUCCCGUUUAUAUGGAAGAAAAGGCAACAAUUUAUGCAAAUUAAGAUCGAUUAUAUUUGUUAAUUUCUGGAUACCAAGAACUGUAAUCUAAACUGGAAUUUUCAAACAGUUCUACUACAAAGAAGUUGAAAUAAAAAAGGACAAAUCAAUUUAUAUAAAUGCUUUGUACUGACCAACUGUAAGCAAGAUAAUUUUCAGUGCUUCAUUUUACACAUUCAAAGUAGUAGUGGUGUCUGCUUAAAAAGCUCAACCCUACAACUGGUACAGUAAGCUGGGCUUUAGUUCUGAUUUUGUGAAAGUAUUUGUAAGUUGGUCAGGUACUGCAAAAUGAAUUUAAAUAAGUCUUGAAAAUUUCAAUAAUUUUGAAAAUUUUACCUUUUCCAAAUAAAAAAAUUUGUGAAACUUCUUUUAGACCUGCUGUAGCACAGUUUGUGCCUCUCAUUAGUUUGUUAUUAAAGACCAAUUAAUUGUCAAAACUGUACCUAUAAUUGAUGUCAAAAUCAUAUUUUCAUUUUUAAAGUUUAAUAUUUUGUACGGUGUCCAGUGUAAUAAAGUUUAUACAUGGUAAAUACA